Symbiodinium necroappetens is the source of this 606-nucleotide messenger RNA. The record is from the annotation of a GenBank genome assembly. Lineage: Eukaryota; Dinophyceae; Suessiales; Symbiodiniaceae.
AUGGCUUUUGCGGCGCAGCGGCGGAAGCCGGGGGAGUACGGGGACAUGACGGGCAUCACGCAGGAUGAGGUCUCGAAGCUGCAGAAGGCCAUGAAGCAGAAAGAGUUCCGGGACCACAUCGAAGAGUAUACCCGGGAGGUGUCCGAUCCGGCACACCGGCAAGAGUACUUGGACUACCUCGCGCAGAUCGAGGCCAAGGGCGAGAUGCCCGAGGGCCAGCAGCUCCUCCGCUGUCAGCCAGGGCUUUGUGUGAAGACGAACAUAAAUUUCAAGAGCGGCCAGAAGCAGAAGUGCUUCAUCAACAUCGUCCACACAGAUAGGCUCGAGGAUCUCACCUUGCUGCCUGCAGAGGCUGGCAGCGGCCACCAGGUCCAUUUGCCCUACAGCCUCUCGCCUCCGCGACCGGACCGCGACUUGAAGGACGAGUACUGCAUGACCUGCGACUUCGCCGUGAGCACCGGCACUUUCCAGCGAGCGGCGCAAAGCUCGCAGUCCCUGCCCCAGGGGUUGCAGAAAGGAGCUGGUUCGCUAAAAAUUACGGGUUCCAGGUUCUGUAGUUUUGGGGGUUCAGGGCCCAGCUCGGCUGAGAGUAUUUCGAGUAUGUAG